Leishmania braziliensis MHOM/BR/75/M2904 is the source of this 474-nucleotide messenger RNA. RefSeq lists its product as hypothetical. Lineage: Eukaryota; Euglenozoa; Kinetoplastea; Trypanosomatida; Trypanosomatidae. The record is from RefSeq and is a predicted model, not a curated record. The coding region runs from base 1 to 474 and encodes 157 amino acids. The transcript has a single exon.
AUGCUGCGUCGCUGCACGGUGUCCCGGAUGAACCGUGGUCAUCUGGCUCCCACGCCGUCCAAGUAUUCGGACCAUCCCGGAAUGUGGGGUCCGGGAGCGGGUCCGGUGAAGGACACGUUGGCGCGUCGCACGAUGUUCUACCGCAUGCUCGUCAUGAAUAAGAUCGGCAGUUGGACGAAGCCGCUUCGCACAAACCGUGCUCGCUGGAUUUGGCGCAAGACGCAACUGCAGCUCUGGAAGACAUUUGUAAUGUCGAUGGUAUUCAUCUGCGUUAUCCUAUUCGGUAAUGUUUGGCUAUCCUUUGUGUACCACGCGUACACCGUAGGACCUACGACCCCGGUGCUGGAGCGCAAGGUGCGCGAGCACCGGGUAUCGAAGCAGAUUAUGCAAAUGGUGCGCGAGCGCGAGCGCCACGUCACGCAGGAGGAAGAGGUGAAGGAAGCGCGUGCCAUCAUCGAUUCACAAAGGCGAUAG